Molecule: messenger RNA, 1496 nt
Organism: Salvia splendens (bonfire salvia)
Lineage: Eukaryota; Viridiplantae; Streptophyta; Magnoliopsida; Lamiales; Lamiaceae
Product: peroxisomal nicotinamide adenine dinucleotide carrier
Exons: 11
Coding region: 262-1266 (334 amino acids)
Biological process (GO): transmembrane transport; nucleotide transport
Source: RefSeq, a predicted model, not a curated record
CUAAACCCAGCGUAAAUGGGUUAUGAAAGGAAUUGAAAAUUAAACCCCUCUUUAGUCAUAAAGAAGAAAUAUGAUUAAUCAAUUUAUCCAUGUGAUUGUGAUUUUGGUGUUGAAGAGAAGAGAGCAGGCACUUUCCGCGUGUUUUUCAACAAUUUAAGCACGCAACCUUCCAAAUUCGGAGAUACUCAACUCUAUUUUUUUCCUUCUCGCUCUAGAUCUCUCUUUCAUUUCCCCAAAUUCAGUCCUUCAGUUUUCCGAAUUAUGUCCGACGCUUUGAUCAACGGCCUCGCCGGCGCCGGCGGCGGAAUAAUUGCUCAGCUCAUUACAUAUCCUCUCCAAACUGUAAAUACUCGGCAACAAACAGAGAGAGAUCCGAAGAAGGAGAGGAGGAAAAUUGGGACUUUAGAACAAAUGUAUCAGGUUGUAAAGCAGGAAGGGUGGGAGCGGCUAUACGGAGGAUUAGCGCCGUCGCUCGUCGGCACUGCUGCUUCUCAGGGUGUUUACUAUUAUUUCUAUCAAAUAUUCAGGAACAAGGCCGAAGCUACUGCUCUUGAGCGAAAGAGAAAUGGCUUUGGUGAUGGAUCAGUUGGAAUGCUCUCAUCGCUUGUAGUUGCUGCUAUGGCUGGGUGUGUAAACGUGCUGCUGACAAAUCCUAUUUGGGUAGUUGUGACUCGCAUGCAGACACACACAAAGAAAAGCCAACCAAAUUCUACGGGUUUGCUGUCCCCUGAGGAUGUAAUUCCUUCUGCAGUGGAACCUCCUCCCUUUGGUACUAGCCUUGCGAUUCAAGAAGUUUAUGGUGAAGGGGGAGUCUUUGGAUUUUGGAGAGGUGUUUUACCAACACUGAUCAUGGUAAGCAAUCCUUCAAUACAGUUUAUGCUGUAUGAGACUCUCUUGAAGAAGCUGAAGAAGCGACGGCUUUCAAGCAAUAAGGGCAACAGUAAUGUCACUGCCUUUGAGAUAUUUUUGUUGGGAGCUAUGGCAAAACUUGGAGCUACAGUAGUGACAUAUCCUCUUCUGGUCGUCAAGUCGCGGCUUCAAGCAAAGCAAAUAGCUGCAGACAAAAGGCAUCAAUACAGAGGCACCUUGGAUGCCAUCGUAAAGAUGAUAAGAUAUGAAGGUUGCUACGGUUUCUAUAAGGGCAUGAGUACAAAAAUCGUGCAAAGCGUGCUUGCAGCUGCUGUGCUUUUUAUGGUGAAGGAAGAACUUGUCAAGGGUAGCAGAUGGUUGUUAUCGAGUGAUCCGGUGAAACUGAAACAACGGUGAUGUGAUGCUGUGUCGGUAAGUUACUGCCGCCGGAAAACUUCUACUACUGGAAUCCCAAAAUGGAUACAUUAUAAUAAAUAUAAAUGUACACUAGUCCGCCAUGUCUGUAACGUGGACAGAAAAUUGAUGUUCAAAUUAGUCUCAGAUUAUUGAUCAUCGUGCUACUAUCGAACAAUGUAAUGUAACGUAUUCAAUAUUAAUCUAAAAGGCUAAAAUAUCCAUAUUUUUAA